GCCCAUUUUGAAUAUGGUUGGAAUCCGAUAAAUGACAGUCGUCGAGUAACGGUAACGAAAUAUAUAGAGGUAUAUAUAUAUGGCAAUUCAAAAACAUUCACUAAUAAAUAUUUUACACAUUUGAUCUUUGAACAAUUACUGUCCCAUUUGCAAGAAAAACAAACGGACAGAGAAUAUUUAACAACACCGAGAAAAGCAUAAUUCAAACAGAAUGGAUGAAUCGACUAUCGACUCGACUCGGUCGUCGACGUCGCUAUUAUCGUCCACAAUUCAACGAAUUGAUAAAUUGCAGUUGAAAGGCAAAACGACAGCUUCGUUGUCGUCAUUUAACGAUGAACGCUUUUUAUUCCUGCAAAAUGAAUGCAUUAAAAACCGCUUUUGUUUGUGGAAUGUAGCGUUCGUUGGCGAGUGCUCGUUCAACGAAAGCCGUCUAUUUAAGAAUGCAAUAGAGUCGAUAAUUAAAAAUUGAUUUAACCAUAUAUCCAGUUUUGUCGAUUGAAAAAAAAGGCUUCGUUGGGGCAUAUGGCUCAUUUGAUUUUUGUUCCCUUUCACCAGAUAUUUACUCAAUGCGGCUGUGCAUUCACUUGACCCGUGUGCAUGUAUUUGUUUGCGCGCAGGAAGGAAAUGCUAGUAAUAAUAAUAUUUUACUAAUGAGCAAACGUGGUGGUGACAGCCAAUGCAAUUUAAGCAGCCAAACGAACAUAAAAUACCGACCAUUUAAAUAUGCAUUCGAAUCAUGUUUUAAUGAAUUUUAUUGAUUUACUGCCACACUCUGUUCUCCUACUCUACUCAUCGACGACGACGACGACGACGAUGACGGUGCGAUGCGGCUUUUGUUUCGCGCAUCGUCUCCAUCUUUUUACACUCAUAAUGUAUGCAAACACAAAUCAUAAUUUGUUUUCUGUUUUGUUUGCGGGGUGUUUCUCUGCAUUCUCUACAUGUAGAAAUUUUCUAUUUCUAUUUAUUUUUACUGAUGCAAGAAAAUAUGAAAGUAAAAUUGUAUUUUGGAAUCGAUGACGAAGUGAAUUGCCUUUCAUCAAGCCAAGAGUGAAUAUUAACGAAACUAAUAAUAAUCAUACUUUUAUUUUCUGAAGAAACGAUAUGGAAUGAAUAAUGAAUUGCGUCGUCGAUUUGCGUCGUUAAGUUUAGUAGUUUUUUUUUCUCUAAAAUAUGAUCGAUGAAUUUGAAUGAAGCAACAGCAGCAGCAGCAGCACGUUCGUUAUACGACACACGUACUCAUUCACAUUUGUUUUGGAUCGUCUUAUUGCACAAAACGACGAGCGAUGUGAACAAGACACUCGAGGUGAUCAAUUUAUUAUUCGAAGAACAUAACUCAAUUUCCUUAAUUGUACUAACAUUUGGUUGUGCUGCUGCUGCUGUUUGUGUCAUCACACAGUUGGACUUUUAAUAAGACGAACCGAAGAGAGAAAAAAAAUUAUUUCUUCCAAUUGUAGUCUGUAAGCGUUAGUUUUGGUGUUGUUGUUCGUCAUCAGUUUCAUUUGAUCAUCGUCGUUGCCAUAAUAAUUUAUUCGAUUUUUUUCUCGAAACAGUCCACAUUAUCGAUACCCGUCGAUAUUUUACACGCUUGGCAAACAUCAGAAUAUAUUGCUUUUGCCAUUUCGAUUAAAGAGAGAAAAAACAAGAUGAAGCAAAAGAAGAACUAAAUCAACCGCAGUAAUCGUUUCCUGUCCAUCAUUGUCGGUCGUUUGAAAAGUUGUCCAUUGUGAAUAACAUACAGGCACAUAAUCUAGGAAACAGUAGCCACUUAACCUCUCAUCUCAACUAUUCGGUACAUUUUUCAAGAUCAAUUGCACGCUAUUCAUUCUUGUUUUUAUACAUUCCAAACGACUUCACUUCCGACCGAUAAACAAAAACACAUACACACAGAGAGAGAGAGAAUGAAAGCCAUCAUCGUUUACAUGCGUCAAACCCCUCAAAUCGUCAUCCCAUUGUUUUCACUUCGCAUCGUUCACACACAAUCGCAUCUUGUGUUGCUUGAAAAUCACCGUAUAAAUUAUCGCCGUUUCUUUCAUUCGCCUGUGCUUACGUCAAUGACUUGUUCGACGACCACUUAGACGAAAUUACUAGUUAUCGCUUGCACAAAAGGACGAAAUCAGUGUCAGAACCAGCAAAUAAAGAAAACUCAAACCCUAAAAUUCAAUUUCAAGUAUUUGGCCCGAAUGGGAACCAGGAAUUCAGGUAUUCAAACGAAAGACGAAUGAAAGGAAGAGAAAACACACCGAAUUGGUGAAAAGGCACAAUUACUUGUGUCAACAGAUUAUUUCGUCCGCAAUAUUUCCACAUUUCCUUUCAAAUCGACACGUUUUCGAAACAAAUUGUUGGGUAAAUUUUCUCUCGUUCGCUCGCUCUCUGUCUCCGUCACGUUGAAUUUGCGUUUCUGACAGCAGAACGCAGAAAGAGUUUGUGUGUAUGCAGUGAGACCGAUGAAUAGAACAUUGUAUGAAGCUUAAUUUUGCUCACAUUAUUAGGUUUUCGCCUGCUGCUCCCGUGGAAUUCCCAUUCAAUGAAUAUAAUGAAAUGUAAAACUGUUUGAAAUAUUUAUAACUGUGAAUUUAAUGGGCGAUAUUUUUGUUUGCGUUGAGAUCAUUUUUUUCUUCUUUUCUUUCAUUCAUUCUUUACUUAUGCAUUCAAUUGCGCGCGUCCGUACCAUCAAAAGCAGGAUCGAAGAAUGGAGAGUGAAAUGAAACCCUCUUGAAAGCAUGCUUUCAUUAUGUACGAUUCGUUUUUUUCUGCUGCUGUUGCUGCCUUUGCUGAUUGCCUUUCGAUUCGUCUUUAUUUGUAACUUACUUAGACGGCAUUAACAGUCAUUUUCUAUUAAGACCAUAACCGGAUUUACACAAAAUACUAUUAUAUGCAUGGGAUGUGUGAACAUAAAUACUUUAGGGUGCGUGUCGUGUAUUAUGUAUACAAGUUUUUUUCUUUCUUCUCAUUCUUCUUUCGAUUGUCUUCAGCUGGAAAUAAAAUUGGAAGAACUGCGUCAUGAUUUAUCCACAUAACGUGAACUUCAAUUUGCGUGAGCUCUCUCACUUCAGCGGUGUGGUGUGUAUGUGUGUUACCUUUAAACGGCUCGAUUAUUGCUUCAUUUACGUUGCUUUAGAGAAAAAAAAGAUUAUUAUUUAUGGUUUUCCUUGCUCUGCUUAUGCGUUUGCCUUUAAAAAUGAGCGCUUCUUAAGCAAGUCUCGAUCAACUCGAAGGGACUACAGAGCAAUCAUAAUGAAAGGAACAAAGAAGCGACUCAUCGUUGAAGAAACGUGUACGGAUGUCGUCAGUGCUUGCGUUGUUUUCCGUGUGCUGGCUCUCUGUUUUUGUUGACAUCAGGCCAGCCGCGCGACUAGUUCGAUAAACUGAGACUAGAAAGAGCGCAUUGCAUGUGCUAUUUUACUGAUGCUGCUGCAUUCAGACCCGAUGAAAGUAAAUAAAUGGAGAGAAAUAAAAAUCAUGGCGAAGAAAAUUGCAUGGCCGCUUGCCGUUCUGUGCGCAUAUUCCGAAUUUUAUUCGAUACGCAUACACAGUCAAUAUGCUUUGGUCGCAUCUACCGUGUGGCUGUUCAGAAUUAUACACAAGUACACUUACAGCACACACACACACACACACAGUCAAAGCGAGAGAGUGAGAGCGAGAGCAUAAAGUGCACACAGAAACAGCGGAUCGAAUCCGAAAGCGAGGCCGAGCCAGGCGAACAAAUGGAAGAAGGAACAACAACAUACUUUUAGUUUUCGGGUAAAUGUUAAGUGCUCUCUUUGUUCAUAAUGCGGCUUCAGGUUAAUACAAAGAUCCGUGCAAUAUGGUCGUUAUUUGUGUGUGGAGAGAGCGAGUGAGAAAGAGUGAAUCAGAGAGUACAGUGCCGAUGAACUCCACACACCAACUCAUAUAAAUCACCGCUGAAACUGGCUGGAGCUUGUUUUUAGUGGAGCUCAAUUGCAUGUAAUGAACUCAUUCAUCCGGUUAAUUAUUUACGGGUAUAUCCACCACCGAAAUAUUCGCACUCGCUCCAUAACGUUGUUUAUGUGCGCUCGGUCAAAGGAUCUCGCAUGAAUUCUUGGCUUGCCUGGCAUUAACGAAUGAAAAACGACGACAAAGCUACAUGCCGUGCUUUUGAUUUGUAAAUACGAAUCGUUGUGCACACUGCGAGCAGCCAACAUUCUUUGAAUUACCGUUUUUUUUUCUCUACUGAUUUUUAUGUCCCGACAAAAUGGGCUGAUUUCCCAGUUUGUUUCGCUGAUUUUUUAGCUUAUAUUUUCAUUAGGUGUUCUGUGAAAUUGUUGACGCUGAGCAACGCAGGAUCCCUCCAUUAUAUUUCAAUUUCUUAAUAAAAAUACCGUGAAUGCACUUUAAAAAGAAUCCAAAACCAUGGCAUUGAUGCCGUUAAAACGGCAAAAGAGAGAGAGAGCGAAAAACUGGCGCGCAACGGAAUCGCGCGAGAGAAUUGUAAAAUAAGUCUUAACAUCGACUGGCAUACAGCAUACGCACCACAGAGCGGGACAAAUAUACGUUCGCCGAGAGCGAACAGCGAAUGCGGUGCUGCUGUGUUGUGCUGUUAUUGUACGUGGAUCGCAAUCAACCGGCAAUUCUGAGUCUGUGGCAACAGCCGCCGCAGAGAGCGAAGCACAGCAGCAGCGACCGAAUGAGAGGCAGACAGAGCGCAAUAGCGAGCGCGAACCGAAUCGCAUCGUAACUCAUGAGGUUCGACUCAAUGUACAGUUUGACGGUGCUCACAUACUAAGUGAAACGUUUCAAGCGAACUGAUGUGUGUACGCCCGUUCGUUCGUUUAAAUUCUCGUCCGUGUCAUACGAUACCAUUUUCAGCAAGUAAAAUAAAACAUCCGAACAAAAACCAGUCUAAUCCAAGCGAAAGCAUAGUAAAACCCAAGUGUUUCUGAAAAAGUUGUUUUUUUUUCUCUUUCAAAUUGAAGAUAUUGUUAUAGAAAUUUCAUUCUGUUGAAUCAUUUUAUUUUCGUGAAGUGUGGUGUAGUCAUUCAUUGAUUUUUGUUUCAAAAAAAGAAGAAGAAGAAUAACGAAAAUUAAACGCAUAUUUUUCGAUUGUUUCAUUUUAUUUGCUUGUUCCAUCAUUCAUAAAAAAAAAAGAGAAAUUGGUUUAAUAUUAUCCCGAAAGCAAAAAAAGAAGAAGAAAGGAAAUUUGUUGUUUUUGAUUAUACAGGGAAAAAAAAGUAUUGGUUUUCAUUCGUUUGCAAUUGAAUUGUUGGAUCAAAUCCAUUAUUACCAUUAUCCGUUGUGUGCAAGUGAUUGAAUUACGGGAAAUUACGAUAUAUAACAAGAGCACACCGACAGUUGCUACUCUGCUCUUCAGUUCGAAAGCGGAAAAAAUUCCCCAGAACAUAAAACGGAGAAAAAACAAAGUGAAUUAGAGUGAAUAACUGGAAGAAAGAAAGAACGUUAUAAAUGGAAACGAGCAAAAAAAAUUCAAAGGGAAAUUCAAUUGAAUGUUGUUGAGUGAGCGAGAGUGUGUGUGUAUAAUCAGUGUAUGAAAGCAAUGAAGCAGACGAAUCUUUCGUGUUGUCAGCCAAAACGUACAGUGGAAUACUUUUACGCAAUUUUAUGAGAAAAGAAAUAGCCCAAACUGGCCAUUGUCGAAAAGCAAACAGAACCAGAAAAGAAUAACAAAUUGUGGAAGCUGUGUAGUUUGAAUUGCAAAGAAGUGGACUUUGAAAAAAAAAACACACCGAGAAUUUACAGUGAAAUACGAGAGAAAAAACAAGUUGAGAAAGAAUCAAAUUCUGUGCUGUGCAUCCAAAAUCAUAAGCUCAUCAUUGGAUUAAAUUCGUUAUCGUUUCCAUCGCAAUUAUUGGAUUAUACGCUGCAUUAAGUCAUCCAGCCCAUCGAUUGUGAACUCAAUCAGGCUUAUUUUCAUCAAAAAUCAAACGUACAUUUUGAUGAUAAAACGAUUAGCAUGGUUGCUAAGACGACACAUUUUUCGGGCUCUGAUGGAGGCUCAGUGGUGUUUGCAUCAACUCCAGCACAAGUUGCAACGACUGCGCCUAGUCCAACAGUACCACGAAAAACGGAUUUCCCAUCGACUGGUUUGCCACACAGCAACGGACCGCUUACGCUGGGUGGCAGUGCAAGCCCUGUAUCAAACGCCACAAGCCAGGCGACAACGACGGCCACAACGCCAACAUCAUCACAAACACCACAAAUGCAGGUUUCAAAUGGUCCAAUAAACUCAACUUCGCCGAUCUCACCAAGUCAAACAGCGCCAAGUGCUUUGGUUAAAUCGAUACCAGCGAAAGUGCCAUCAACUUCGACGAGUACAAGCACAUCACCUGGUAAACCAACACAGCCACAACAAUUAACGUCUCCGACGACACAUCAACAUUCACAAACUCAGUCACAGCAGACAAGUCCGUUGGUAACGUUAUCCAAUGGUUUCACCCCAUCAACCAUACCACCGAUAGCUAGUACGACGCAUUCGACGCCAUUGAUAACGUCGCCAAUUAGCAAUCAGUCAACGAUAACAAAUGGUACAACACAAACUAGCGCAACACAAAUUAUUGGAUCGGUAUCAACCCAGCCACCAGCCACAUUGCAGGCUGUUGCGCCGGCAGUGCAUCCGAGUACAGAAAAUUCAACCGGCCGAACAAAUAGUCCGGCAGUUGCACCGGCCGCAAAUGGAACGACCAAUGUAACUCCAGUCGCAUCAAAUGGUGGUAUUCCAUCAUACCGAUAUCCAGGAUAUCCAUUGUAUGCGCCAUAUGGUAGUUUUCACCAUCCGAGUUCUUAUCCAGUGACUGCACCAAUACCGCCACCGACGAUUCCAUCGCCAUCGGCAUCACCCCGAACAGUCGAUACGAAACCGAGCCGCGACUAUCCACAUGUUCGGCGAAUCUCUCCAAAUUCCGACAAAUCAGCAAACUCAGAAAGCUCCGAGAAACCCGCUGCACCUGCGCCGCCAUUGUCAAGCAGUCUCAGGGAACAAACAUCUCAUUCGACAUCCAAAAGUCAUUCGCCACGCGGUCAUAGCCCAUCACGCGAACGUGACAGUUAUAGUAGCAAUGUAAGCAGUUUAUCUAGAACAUCAACACCGAAUUCUGGCAUAGCAUACGCCGGUCCAGUUUGCGUAUCAACUGGCCCAUCAUCAGUGUUGCCUUAUAACAGUUCGUCAUCGACAAUCGUAUCGUCGGCGCCAGCUAGUGUUGCCGUUACAUCAUCUAGUCUUUCUUAUCCAAAACUAACCGCAUCGAGUUGGCCUAGUGCGAACAGUGCACAAUUGUCGCCGGCGAUCACAAAUACAAUCACGAAACCGACACCCCCGCCAGGUUCAAUUGCAACGGCGCCGUCAUUGCAUUCGACAGCAACUACACAUUCGCCGUUUCCACCUCCCCUAUUUGCGACACCAUUACCGCCCGUUUCGUCGAGUGCAAGCGUUACAUCAGCCGCUCCACAUCCAUUCUCCGCAGAGUCUCUCUUUCAAUCCAGCAAAGCUGAUCAAGCUGACCAUCUUCGUCGUGAACUAGAUAACCGAUUUUUGGAUCGUGCUGGCCUAAGUGUGGUACCGUCUUCGCCAUAUCUGCGACAGGAAUUGCAUCAUCAUCAACAUCAGCAUACACAUUUGCAUCAACAUCAACACCAACAACCGCAGAAUCAAUUGUUCCCACCGCCGCUAUUCAAGGAUAUGCCAAAAUUCGAUUCACCGUUUCAUCGAACGGGUUUGGGUGUAACAUAUCCGGGCUAUGGACCAAGCAUUCUGCAUCCGUCUGGCCUGGGAACGCCAUUUGUGCCACCAAACCAUGUCACAUCUUUUGCACCGAAGCAGCCUCAAACGCAUCCCGCAGUUGAAUCCACUAAACCAAAACAAGUGAAACCGGGACGAUGGAAUGCGAUGCAUGUUCGAAUUGCCUGGGAAAUUCUGCAUCAUCAAAAGAAAGAAAAUCCAGAGAAAACAUCGAAUGCGCCGAGUCUGGCGAAAACUACUGCUGCACCGACAGAAAUGCAUCGACCGCCUUCACAUAUAUUCCCAUCAGCAAGUGUAUUGCAGAGGCCGCCUGAGCUCUCAAACACUUUUCCACCCGGAUUGCCUGCCCGACCAUAUGAUACAUCUGGUUUCUUAGGUGGUCCAACUAGUCAUUUAGGAAAUGCAGUUUCACCGUUCGGUCGAUAUGCAUCGCCGUUCAAUAACUUUCCUGGCCUGGCUUUUGGCCGUGAUAUUCCAAUUGGUGCACCUCCCUCUUUGCAUGAUCCAUGGCGAAAUCCAUUGCCAAGAGCCGUUGCGGGAUAUCCGCCAGCAGCAUGGACAUUCAAGCCCGAUCCAGCGAUAGAAGCGUUGCGACUCAGAGAGGCCGAAGAAAAGGAACGUGAACGCAAGCGGCGUGAAGAAGAAGCGCGACGAGAGCGCGAAGAGAAGGAACGGCGAGAAAAGGAAAAGGAGGAAAGAGCUCGCAAAGAGCAACAAGAACGAGAGCAACGUGAACAACGCGAACGAGAACGUGAGAGAGAAAGACGUGAAAAGGAGCGCCGUGAAAUGGAACGAAUUGAACGAGAGCGGCUACUGCAGCAACAACGUUUAUCGGAAAAUUCAAAGAUGCAACGCGAACGGUCGCCACUCAGAAAUGGCACCGAUUCGGAUGUGUCACGCAUCAAAGAGGAACCGAAACGUGAAGAAGAAAUGCUUAUGCGUGGUCCUCCAAAUGUUGUACCUGACCCAAGAUACGCUCAUGCACAACAUCUGGCCGCUCAACACUACAUGGUUGGCAGACAUAUGAUGCAAGGUCAAAUGCCGCCGGUCAGUUUACUCGGACGAGGUAUUUUGACGCAUCCGAUGGCAGGACCGCCACUGUCACAUUUUGGCCCACCUCCAUCCGGAUGGCCAACGCCUGGUAUAGACUACCGCGAUCCGUAUCGCGCAUUAGAUCCGAUGCAUCAGUUGCGAUACGCACCUGGCGUCAUGGAAGCAUAUCGUGCCGAUGAAGAACGUGCCAAAGCAAUGUAUGCCGCUCAUCUGCGAGCGAAAGAACCAAGCCCCAUACCAGCGCCGCCAAACCGCUUGAAUCCAGCAAUGAAACCAUCCGAAAAUGCUCCAGCGCGAUGAGACUAACACAAAACCAACACAUAAAAAAACCAUUCUCUUCGAAUAGAGUCGAAAGCUUUUAGGAAAAAAUAUGAAAUUUGAACUGAAAUCCAAAUGUAUUUUAAAUACAUUUUUUUUAUCAAAAUGACAAAAACACAUGAACAUAAUUCGAGUCUGUGAAAUAAAUUGGAUUUUCCCAUUUUAAAUUCAUGAAGAAGAAAAAUAUACAAAAUCGUAUCUUGUACAAAAAGAAAAAGAAAACAAACGAACUAUUAAAAAUAUUUUCUAAAUUAAAUUCUCUUCUGUUUCGAAAUAAAAAUAAAGAAUUUGUAGUGGCAUCACGUGAAUGCACACUACUUGUGAUCGCAACCCUCUUUAACAUUUUCAAUAACAACCAUGAACAUUGUCAAUGGACGGAUGGGAUUCAGUUGUUUUUCUUUUGUACGAAUGGAAAACAUACUAUAGAGAAGGAUGCCAUUUACAAAAUGUGCGGGGCAAAAAAUUGAUUUGAAAUCGAUCAGCAGUGGGUCAAUAAAGUGAUAUAAUAAUGUAACUGUAAAUGUUAAUAUCGACAUGAAAAAAAAAACUAUUUUAUUCUCAAUGCAUUCGAGUUGACCGAGUUGAGAUCGAUGUUGUGUGUGUAAAUGCUUAGUUUGGUCAAAAUCGCGCACCGUUCAAAUUCCAAUUAAAAACACUGACCAAUUUAAUGACGCCCACAAAAUUGAUAACACACACCCCACACCCUCCCUCUAGUAUUGGAGUUUCAUUUAGAAAGUGCUUUUCAAAACUUUUCAUGGAAAAUCUUCGUGUAAAUUUUGUAAUAGAUAAGGCUCAGAAAAAGAUAAAUUGAAUAUAUAUUCAAAGAUGUAAAUCGGGGCCAGUGUGAUGUGAUUCAAUGUCGAAUUGAAGAAUUCAACGGAUAGAAGAGAGCGAAAAUAGAUUUUGAAAUCAAUGAAGCAGCAACAGAAACUGAUCAAUACAGACAAUUCGACAGUGGAUCAUGUCACAAAGGCCAGGAUACACCCAAAAAUUUAUGACAAACGGGUGCCAAUCCAAAUCAAGUUCAAUAAUACAAGCAAAACACAUAAUUGAUAACAAUAUUAUGGCAGAUUAACAGGAAGAAAUCGCGUAAGAACACUAAAAAACAAAUAUUGAUGUGAAAAAACCACUAGAUUUUGACAAUGAACAAGUGAUUUUCGAUUCAAUGUGAAUCAAAAGCAAGAUAAAGAGAAAAAGGGAGAUUGGAUGAAAAUUCUGAACAAAAUGACGACCACACACAAAACAACAAACAAACAUGCAAGUUCAAAUCAAAAUCUGCGAGCAUUCUAUUUCGAUAGUGCACGAAAUAAGAACACAAACCAGUAACUAGACAUUUCAAUUUUAAAACAAUUUAGUUAGGCUCAGACAUGAUGGACUACAAGUGGUCUAGAACCAAAUUUGUUUUUGUCUGCCAUGUGGCAAAAUAGAGAGAUAAUUAUUCGUUUUUCAUAGAAAAAAAUUGGAAAUACAUUCGAUUUCAAAUCUCUUUUUUUGUUUCUCGCUCGGAAAAUGUAGUCCAAUUUGAAUCCAAGAAAAUGCAAAUUUUCAAUGGAGCGUAUAAAAUUAAUUUAAAAUCUCAUUACCGAUGACAUCGCAAAAAAAAAUCGAAGAAAGAUUGGGAAUCGAGUAAAUCAUUAUGGUUUUGAUCGACCAUGAAAUGAAUUUAUAACUUAUUUUAUCUAAAUUAAUUUUUUUAAUCAAUUUUAUUUGUAAUUAAAUAAUUUCCUUUCGGAAAAAAGAAUAAAACUUAAUUUAAUCAAAGCUACUUUGCGAACUGAUUUCUGUACAUUGGUUUAGAAGAAAACCUAUUUUAAAAUAUAAAUCGAAUUCAGACCACUGGAAAAAAAGGAGAAAAACAGAAUAUUGUUGAGAAAAUUGAAUAAAACAAUUUGACAUUUUCAUUUAAAUCGAUUUGAAUGGAAAUUAUUUCGCCCAGCUCGUAAGAGUAUUUUAUUUUAAAAUCGUUCGAUCUCUAUAAAAGUGCAAAUAUUCUUCUUUCAUGAAAAUACUUAAUGCAAUUCAGUUUGAUGACAAACAGACGAUAAAACACAAGCACUGAACGAACUACACUAUGAAAUUCUCUCCCUCUUCACUACAACAAUAAAUAAUAAAUGCAUUUUUAUACCAAUAGAAAAAAAACAAAACACUCAAACUCUAGUUUUAUAAUUCCAAUUUAUUAUAUGCAAAAAAGAAACAAAAAGAAGAAGA
Molecule: messenger RNA, 11290 nt
Organism: Sitodiplosis mosellana (orange wheat blossom midge)
Lineage: Eukaryota; Metazoa; Arthropoda; Insecta; Diptera; Cecidomyiidae
Product: autism susceptibility gene 2 protein-like
Exons: 18
Coding region: 5930-9064 (1044 amino acids)
Source: RefSeq, a predicted model, not a curated record